Alosa alosa (allis shad) is the source of this 8174-nucleotide messenger RNA. It is a transcript of the gene pxna, whose product is annotated as paxillin a. The record is from RefSeq and is a predicted model, not a curated record. The transcript is spliced from 14 exons. The coding region runs from base 182 to 4372 and encodes 1396 amino acids. Gene Ontology annotation, biological process: transforming growth factor beta receptor signaling pathway; substrate adhesion-dependent cell spreading; endothelial cell migration. NCBI's taxonomy places the organism in Eukaryota, Metazoa, Chordata, Actinopteri, Clupeiformes, Clupeidae.
UAUACAUAAUCAAGCCCUCUGGAAUGUUUGAGUCGCUCCACUCCGGAAUGGGAAGGACCCCCUUUUUCCUCUUCACCGACCCAGCCCACUACUUCACGCUGCUUCCCCUAAAGCGAGUCUGACCGUCCAGCUGAACGGAGCGUUAGACUGUAACGCGCCACUCGACGUUUUUCGCAACUCGAUGGAAGAGGAGAUUCCAUCAGAUUGUGACGCACACGGAACAUCAGAGCCAGACCCCAGCAUGGAAAGGAUGUCCAUGACCGACUCAGUCCUGGAGGGAAUGAACAUGCUGGACGAUGUUCUUGAACAAGCAUCCUCCCCAGACAUGGACCAGUACAAGGAACCGGAGCAAGAGACGGUGUACGAAGUAGAACGUGAGGAGAGCGAGGUACCGUCUGAGUCCAAAAGGGAGACUGUCUAUGAAGUGGAACCAGAGCCAGCUUCAAUCAGACUAUCGGAGCCAAAACCGAGCCAACAGGCUGGUGAAUCUGUGCCAGUUUCAGACCCAGGGGCGGAUUUGGACCCAGUAGAAACAUCUCCAGUGCGGGAGAGCCCCUCUGUGCCAGAUUCAGUCUUGGAAGAGCCAUCAACACAAGAACUGGGCGUCCCAGAAGGACCUGUGCCAGUUAUGGACACUCAAGACGUCUCAUUGCCAAGUGGAGAUGCUCUGUUGGCGGACCUUGAGUCCACCACUUCUCACAUUUCAAAGCGGCCAGUGUUCCUGCCUGACGAGACGCCCUACUCCUUCCCCACCGGGGGAAACGCCUACCCCGAGGUCUCAGCCACACCUCCGGUGCCGCCUCAUCCCACCGCCGAGGCGUUGAACGGCACCGUGCUAGACCCUCCUGACUCACACCGCUCCUCCACACAGUCGAUCGGGUCAGCCCAGAAAAGCACCUGGUCCAGAGACAGCAGCAGUCCCCCUCUUUCUCACGGCGAGGAGGAUCACGUAUAUAGUUUUCCCAAUAAGCAGAAGACUACUGACUCUGCAGCCGCAGGCAUGAGCUCAUCUCUGGGCAGUAACCUGUCGGAGCUGGAUCGGCUUCUCUUGGAACUGAACGCCGUGCAGCACAGCACACCCUCCUUCCCCGUCGAGGAAGAAGCACCCCCUGCCCUCCCCUCCAGCAGCGUCACCACACAGAAUGGCAUCUCGCCCCCUGGCAAAGCCCCCCCUCCUACUCUGGAGAAGCCCAAACGUAACGCAGCCGGCCGGGGAAUCGAGGAUGUGCGGCCCAGUGUGGAGAGCCUACUGGACCAGCUGGAGAGCUCAGUGCCAACCCCAGUCCCCGCCCCCUCAGUGGCCACAGUGGAGUUGAGUGACGGCCAGGAGGAAACGCCUUCCCAGCAACAGGCCCGAAUCUCUGCCUCCUCAGCCACACGAGAGCUCGAUGAGCUCAUGGCCUCGCUCUCCGACUUUAAAGUCCAAAGCAAUUCUGGUUCUCAGUGGUCUGUGAAUCUGGAACCUUUAUCCCCUCCAACCACUGAUCCCCCUGCAGAAUCACCUGCUCCUGAUACCUCAGUGUCAGGUCUGACCCUGCCUCCUGAGCCCUUUCUUGAAACAUCCCCUUCCUCCACACCGCUUGGCCUGGAGCUUCACAUUGAUGAGGAGAACCUGUCUGGGAGUAGUUCAAACAUCCCUAAGACCUCCUCUCAGAGUGUCCAGUUUUCCCAGUCCCGUACACUGGUCACUGCACUAGACAGGGGCUCAGACUCUGGCUCCCUCUCCAUGUUCAGCACCCACACUGAGUCCCUAGUGGUAGUGUCCACUACAACAGGGCCUUCCUCUGAGCUACCUAACACAGAUUCCUCAUUGCCCCUUGCUGCUACUGCUGCCAAGGCCCCCACUCCAAUGGACUCCAAUAUUGCCCCAAAAAACCCUAGUCCAGUUGUGAUUCCUAAGACCUUUAGUCCAGUUGUGGUCUCAAAAACCUCUAGUCCAGUUACGAUAUCAAGGACAUAUAGUCCACUUACUAUCCCAAAGACCUCUAGUCCAAUUACAGUACCUAGGACAUCUAGUCCACUUGCUAUUUGGAAGACAUCUAGCCCAAUAACACUUCCUAAGACAGCUAGUCCACUUACUAUCCCGAAUACAUCCAGUCCAAUUACAGUUCAUAAGGCCACUAGUCCACUUGCUAUCCCCAAGACAUCUAGUCCAGUUACAGUGCCAAAGGUAUCUUCGAAAAGUCCUGUUCCAGACGCAAAGAGCCCCACUCCACCUUCACUUGCAAAGAGCCCUACGCCCCAGUCUGGUGCCAAGAGCCCUAGUCCAAUUUCCAUUCCCAAGAGCCCAAGCCCUGUCCAUGUUGCUAAAUCCCCUAGUUCUCCAAUCAAUACCCUCAAAUGCUCCAGCCCUAUUAUGGUAGCAAAGAGUCUCUCUCCACCCAUGCUGAAAGAGACGAUCCAACUUGGAGGUACCUCUGAAGAACUAGGUAUAACCCUACCCUGUUCAGAACCCUUAUUGGAAGAAGUUCUAGACAAACUUCUGGCAACCAGUCUGACACAGCCUGAGAGAACCUGGCCAAUGAAACCUGUGACUCGGGAACCCGAAGAGGGGUCAAUAAGCCCGCGACAGGGUGAUGAUGGGGCAUCAGGUACAGAGGAGGACUAUAGAAGGUGGAUGGAAGAUGGACAUAGCACGCCUGGAGAAGGGAGCCUAACCCCUUUCACUGAGGGAAGCUGGAUGGAUGAAUGCAUGACCCCAAGUUCUGGCACUGGGACUCCGGAUGUUACUAUGGACCUUCCACUCUCCCAGCCAUCAGCCGUGGAGCGUCUUUCUGCGUCUGGUCAACUCAAGUCGGUGAUCAAGCGCACCAAGGAGACAACCAACGUGCACCCCAUGUACCGUGAGGGUAUGAUUCGUCGUAAGAUGGGACCCACCCUCUUCCACAAGAGCAACUCUCAGGACCGCCUCAUUGAGGAACUGCAGGGCAAGCUUGGGAUUGUACGCCCCGAACCACGGCGCCGCAAGCAGCCCGAUGACUGGCUGACAGAGGGAGUGAUUGUCAUGUCUAAUCCGCAACGCACACGUGAACGGGGAGAUGCGACUGUGGAUAAGAUCAUCAUUCCCCCCGAAUCUCCCGUCCCUCAGAGAAAGGUCCUUCCCCCUCCUCGUCCCCCUCCAGAGGAACGCCCAAAGCCUGUUAAAAAGACUCCACCUCCGCCCCCACCACCUCCUCCCCAGCCCCCUAGACAGCCCACUCCCCCACCCAAGGAACCAACCCCUCCACCUCGAGAACCGACUCCUCCGCCAAAAGAACCAACGCCCCCGCCGAAAGAACCUACUCCUCCACCCAGAGAACCCACGCCCCCUCCCAAAGACCCCACCCCACCACCCAGGGAACCAACACCCCCUCCCAAAAUUCCCACCCCACCACCUAAAGAGCCCACACCUCCUCCUCCCCGCGAACCCACACCUCCUCCCCCCCACGAACCCACACCUCCUCCUCCACGGGAACCCACACCUCCUCCUCCCCCUAAGGUCUUUGUGUCGGUCGGCUGCCAGACAGAGUACGACCCCCUCUUCCUGCCCAUAAACCAGAUUAUGGCCCAGGGCAAAGGGGGCUCCCCGACCAGCCCUCCCAAACAGGGGAACAAGCUGGACAACAUGCUGGGCAGUCUGCAGUCAGACCUCAACCGCCUGGGCGUGCAGACCGUGGCCAAGGGCGUGUGUGGAGCAUGCAAGAAACCUAUUGCUGGACAGGUGGUGACGGCCAUGGGGCGGACAUGGCACCCGGAGCAUUUUGUGUGCACCCACUGCCAGGAUGAGAUUGGCAGCCGGAAUUUCUUUGAGCGCGACGGGCAGCCCUACUGCGAGAAGGACUACCACAACCUCUUCUCCCCCCGCUGCCACUACUGCAAUGGGCCUAUACUGGAUAAAGUGGUCACUGCGCUGGACAGGACAUGGCAUCCUGAGCACUUCUUCUGUGCACAGUGUGGCGCAUUCUUUGGGCCAGAGGGCUUUCAUGAGAAGGACGGGAAGGCGUACUGUCGGAAGGACUACUUCGAUAUGUUCGCCCCCAAGUGUGGCGGCUGUGCCCGCGCCAUCCUGGAGAACUACAUCUCAGCCCUCAACAGCCUCUGGCACCCCGAGUGCUUUGUCUGCAGGGAGUGCUUCACGCCCUUCAUCAACGGGAGCUUCUUCGAGCAUGAGGGCCAGCCGUACUGCGAGGCCCACUACCACGAGCGGCGCGGCUCACUGUGCUCCGGCUGCCAGAAGCCCAUCACGGGCCGCUGCAUCACGGCAAUGGGCAAGAAGUUCCACCCCGAGCACUUUGUCUGCGCCUUCUGCCUCAAGCAGCUCAACAAGGGCACCUUCAAGGAGCAGAACGACAAACCCUACUGCCAGGGAUGCUUCAUUAAGCUCUUCAGCUAAGAGUGCGGCAGACCAGGCUUUGUGUGUGUGUGUGUGGUGGGUGAGCGGAUGUAUGUGUUGUGUGAUGUGUGCUGGACUGUGUUUGUGUGUCAUGAUUUUGAGGUUGAGUGGGAGAGAGGCUUUUUGUUGUGUGUGUGCUGGUGGCUAUUGUUCUUGAUCUUAAUCAGAUCUUGAGAUUUCUUUUUUUUUCUUCGAUGCAUUUGUGUGUGUGUGCUUGAGCAUUAUUUGCGAAUGGGUAAUUGUGGAGCGUGUGCGCGCGCGUGUGUGUGUGUGUGUGUGUGUGUGUGUGUAUGUUUUAUGAGGUUGCGGUGCCCGCAGCAGCAGAAAGUUUUCUAACAGGCGUGGAUAUAUCAGAGAGCCCAAAGAGAUUUUGUUUUUAAAUGUCAUUUUUACAGUCGUUUGAGUCGUGGGCGGCUCUGCCUCAGCCCACAAGCCCACUGAUGUGUAAAUGGCUGACUCGAGAAGAGAAGAUGCUUCAAACGAAACCAUGUCCCAGAUUGAAUUUCACUAACCACCAGCCACAUUUCCACGUGAACGAUUGGACCUUAACCUGCUUGAUUUAUAUAACGCCUUGAGGUGGACUGUAUACAAAACCUCUCCCUGACAAAACAGUGUUGGACAAAUCAAACCAGAUAUAUUUUUGUACUUGUGAAAAAGAGGAUUCGCAUACAUGUGCGCACACACACUGACUUAGCUAAUGUUACAAAGCCGCACACACACAGAGAGCUUAUCAUUUCAAAGGCACGUGCACAGUUCUUUGUGUAUAUCUCCCUUUCUCCCUCCCUCUCCCUUUCUCUCUCCCCCUCCCUUUCUCUCUUUCUCUUAAUCUGUUUGUCACCCAUCCCUUUGUUCUUCCCUUCUGUGGUGCGCUUUCAACACCCUUCUUUUCUCCACUUGUGCUUUCCUAAAUAUCUGUAAGGUGCAUUCUGUGACUUGGUUUCAACUUACCAGGCACAUAUUUUUCUACACUUUUCCUAUGGAAAUUUUUCAUACGCAAGAGAAGCUCAGCAAACGCAGACUUUGUGACGCAUUUAAUCAUGACCUAACAAUUUUUAAAAGACUUUCUAUAGCGUAUCACGUGAAAUGUUACAAUCCUAGGGUAGCUCACACACACACACACACACACACACAGAGGGACUACUGCUCCAGAUAUAAAAGUGCAUGUGGCAUCGAAUCUGCUCCACACUCUACACUCUCCUGGUGUUGGGAUCAGUUGCCGUGCUAUGUCUGAUCAUGUGUUGGUUUCACACACGCCUUAGUAGGCAGAUGAGGAAAUCAUUAAUGUGAACUUUUUUUCUCUUUUUUUUCUCUUGCUAAUUUCAUUUGAUCAUGUUUAAGUGUAACUGUCCUACUCGGGGUGUGGGAUUGUGGCUAAGGGGUUUAGUGUUGCAUGGUAAAACCCCUCCCUCACUCCAGGGGCUCUGGAAGCCCCUUUUAAUACAUGUGACCUCUGAACUUUGACCUUUUUGAUCACUUCUGCUUCCUGCUGCUCUUCAUACUUGCUCUGGUGUCACUUUAAAAAAAAAAAAAAAAAAAAAAAAAACUUUAUUCUUCAUUGAUAUUCAACACAGACCUAUUUCAUUAAGUAGAGAACCAGUCUGUUUGAGGUCUGCGAAGCCUCAAAUGUUGGCUCUCAAAUCAGAUAGAGCCAUGACAUGGCCUUGAUAGGCCUGUUACUAUGGAGACAACUUUGACAUCACUGUAGACCCUAAUCUUUUUGUGCCCUCUUGUCAGUCUCAUGCGGAACAGGUCACAAUACUGGAGCAAUGUUUUUAUUUUGUAUUACUUUGUUUUAUUUAAUUUUUGGUCUUUUCAUUUUAGCUACUGUAAUGUUGCCCAAUCAUGUUUAGAAGUCUUAACUCAAGAGUCAGAGUUUUGUUGGGCAGGAUUAAGUAUGAAAUGUCUUACAUGUACAGUAGCCACUGUAAUAAUUGUUUUGGUCUAUUUGUUUCAAUAAUGAGUCAAUAAUAAUAAUUUUAAUAAUAGAUUAGAUUUACUUCAGGGUGACGGUGCAUUUUGUUUUUGUUUUGUUUUUUUCUUUUGUGCACACUGACCGAUGACUCGCAUACUGUAACAAAAAUAGCAUUUGGGAUUCAUACAUGCCAUAGAGCCGUGACUGUGUCUCUGGAUUUGCUGCCAAUUGCUUUGACACUCCACUCCACACCACACAACACAGCUGCCAUUCAGUGACAGAUAUACUCUUGGAUGACGAGGCAGGAGAGUGACUCAGACACCGUAGUCCCCCACUGGAACUCUCAAACUAUGCCUAUGCAAAGAAAAGCUGUGGUCUCUGAGCGAGGUCAUGCAUUAAGAGAUGGGGAAGACCCAGAGAAUCUCACUUGGUCUCUUUCUCUCUCACACAUACGCACACAUACAGACACACACAUAUAUACAUAGACAGACAUGUGAGUUCUAUGUCACUGAGCCUCACCAUCAUAGUCUGUCCUUAUGACCUGUGCAACCUAUGAACUGGAUCGCUCGAAUUACAAAUAAGAGCGGAGCCUAGAGGACUUCCUGUGUCACUUUUUAAAAAGAAAUCAUUUCAGUUUUUAUCAUGUGCCGUUUUUUUAAUCCUGGCUUUGUAGACGCGAGAGACCAUGUUGCAUAUCGGAGUAAUUGUGAAACAUGUAUAAUCUCUACAAUAAAUGUUCAUUUACUGUUAAGUCAUACAGAUAGCUCCCAACUUGCUUCCUUGAGCAGGGCAAGAGCCAGAACAACAACAAAAAUAUUUAUUUACUAAAUAUUGAUUUAUUAAAUUGGUUUUAAUGAAUACAUAUUUAGUAAUCAUGAGAGGUAUAAGGUGAUUUAUUUUUGUUCUCUGUUUUUCUUUCUGGAUAUAAACAGAAACAAGAAAAGAAUGCUUGUGCCAAAAUGUCAAUGCAAUGUCUUUUACACUGUGUUGAGUUGAAAGGGGCGGUCACGCUUUGCGUUGUGAGCGGAUUGGUCCGGCCAUUAUGAUGUCACACGUGGAGCCUGGGUUCCCCAGUCAGUCAUCUUAUCAUUAUUCAUGUUCAAUUGUUUUUUUGUUUUUUUUCUAAACAAGUCACUGGAGGAGUAAUGUUGUGAGGUAUGUGAAUGAAUACACAAAGGAACAGCUCUAUAGGCAUCAGGAGAUGUGGACAGUUGCUGCCCUCUUCAUAAUGCUACUGGGAGUAGUGUUAUGCUUCCCAGAACUGAAACAGUGAACGUCUGGAAGGGAGAGUGUCACACAUUAAACCUGCUUAUCUUGUACUAGAUGACCACAGGUCUGGGGAAGCCGAUUUAGCUUGACCGUGACUGUGUACAUUUAGUUGGUUAUUGUAUGAGGCAGUACUUUUUCUGUUAGUAGCAGCUAUGGGUGGAUGGAGGGGCAGGCAGUCAGGUACAUGCGAGCCAAUGGAGCUGUGCCUUAGGGAGGAGGAACAGCGAUGAGGAGGGAGUGUUGGGGCUGACAUUAAUGUCCAGCUGUUUACACCAUUAUGUGAUCACGGGUUGAUUAUACUAUUUUCAGACUGUCGUGGGCCUUGCCUUGAAUCAUGCAUUUCUUUUUUUACCUCUGCUAACCUUGCUUUUUGAGGAAAUCACUGCCUUUGGUCCUUCCUCGUCAACCCUAUCCAAUAUCGUAUUAAUACAGCCAAAGGGAACCACCCCUUUUUACCUCUGUCGAAUCCAAUCUUUUCUGGUAUUGUUUUCAGUUCUAGGUGUUUUCUGAUAACUUCUGUAUAAAUCCUGAUUGAAUUUCUGUACAGGGUUUGUGACCCUGGAGAGCUUAUGCAUUUAAAAUUUCAUGUGAUCAAUGCCAAUAAAGAAAAUCUAUUCUCGA